AUGUCGAGUCUGGACCGCGUGGUGUCGGAGUUCCGGGAUGCAGCGCAGCAGCGGGGAUCCGAGUGGCUCCAGGAACAGCUCCGGGAUCUUCUUCACGGCGUCGCUGGACAGACGGAGAGGAAGCGAUCAUUGAGGAGGACUCGUCCACCGCAGAGGCUCAGCCCAGGAUCGCCGCGGAGGUCUUCAGUCGGGGUCGGUCGUCACGGUGAGCUGGAAGGGAGUGGCGCUUCGGGUCCAGGCGGCAGAGGGCGGCAGCAGAGGUCGGUCCAGGUCGCAGAGGUGGAGGGCGAGUCCGAUUCGGACGGCCAGGUAAGCGGAGACGGGCUGGCUACGCCGGGGGGCCCAGGAGCGGUUGGGGGUCACGCGGUCAGCGCAGAUCGGGCGGGAGGGGGCCUUGUGGAGUCCGCCCCUCCCCCCGGGUUCCCUGGGGCCGCAGGGGUGGUCGGCGGGCAUGUCUCGCCUCAGGUGGAGGCCUUGCAGCGGGGGCAUCGGAGCCUGCGUAUAAGGGGAGUGAGGGGGGCCAGCAGCCCCUCCCCUCCUCCACCGGCACGGGAUGCAGCGGGCGGGAACGGACAGGCCGCGCCGGCCCGCCACGGGUCGGGCCCAGGAGUUCUAGUCCACGGGGGGUUCGGGGCGCCGGAGGCCCCGCCCCCCAGGGUGCAUAUAGUGGCGAUAGCAGGCCCUACUCGCCUGGGACCGGCGGGUCUCAGGGGGGGCCUUGGAGCAGCAGUCCACGGGGGGAUGUGGACCCCACCCUCCCCCCCCUGGUUACACAACGGCGAGGUAAGGGCCGUGGCUUUCGGCCUGGGGCCAGCGGUUCGCGUGGGGGUCUCGGGGGGGGCAGCCCACCAGGACGUCGGGGGGACCCAGCUACUGCGCCUUCACCGGUCCCGCAGUCCGGCGGGGCCAGGGGGCGGCGACGGACCGGCACCGGGCCACGGGGGGGUAAGGAGAGUGCGGGAUCCGCCCCUCCCCCCGGGUACAGUCGUGGCGGGAGCCCUGGGACGGGGGGCAAGGGGAAGCAGCCGGCGGCACGGGCAACCCAGCGGGGUGCCCAGGGUUGUACUGGUCGGAGUAGUCGCGGCGGCGUACGGUCCGGGUCUCCGUUGCGUGGCCGGGGACUUGACGUAG
This is a messenger RNA of Xenopus laevis (African clawed frog), 1131 nucleotides long. RefSeq names its product collagen alpha-2(I) chain-like. The record is from RefSeq and is a predicted model, not a curated record. Lineage: Eukaryota; Metazoa; Chordata; Amphibia; Anura; Pipidae. Bases 1 to 1131 code for a protein of 376 amino acids. The transcript has a single exon.